Messenger RNA from Scaptodrosophila lebanonensis, 1745 nucleotides. RefSeq names its product (Lyso)-N-acylphosphatidylethanolamine lipase (gene puml). Gene Ontology annotation, cellular component: lipid droplet. NCBI's taxonomy places the organism in Eukaryota, Metazoa, Arthropoda, Insecta, Diptera, Drosophilidae. The transcript has 2 exons. The record is from RefSeq and is a predicted model, not a curated record. The coding region runs from base 251 to 1639 and encodes 462 amino acids.
CUGUAACACUUAUAACUGGCCGCCUGUGAACAUUUAAAAAAGUUCAAAGUCAUCAACACAAGUCAAUUUGAACGCAAGAAAAGAAGGGUACACAAUUAGAUUUUACUUUCUUGUCAUGCUUGCUUAUGUUGAACUAUUCAAGAACACGCAAAUGUGGCAAAAUUCCUAGUUCUGUGUGGUAGUUGUGUCAGUUCAAAAUUGAGUGUUUUCGUCUGCCAAAACACAGAGAAGUACCAGAGACAAAAGCAGAAUGAGCGGUACAUUAACACUGCCAGCAGCCGCAAACGUUGGCGGCGGCGGCGGCGCUGUGCCUUCGGUUCCGACUGUGUCAGUGGUACAGCCGCAGUCAGUAGACGCAGGAGCUUGCAUGGAUAUUGAGGAUUCCAGAAAUAACGGCUUUUGGCUCUGGAAAUGGUUGUUUAAUUGGACAUCUAGCUCACCCACAAUGCUUCGCGCCGUUGAGAAGAAGAUUCUCUCGUACCUGAAGCUUCCCUAUCGCGGUUUCUUUGUCGAUAUUGGGCCCGCGGUAGGUGAUUCCGAUAAAAUAUGGACGAUAAGCCUAAACACAGAGUCAAAAGAGGUCCCGCUCGUGCUAUUGCACGGCCUCGGCGCUGGCAUUGCACUUUGGGUCAUGAAUCUUGAUGCUUUUGCAAAGGAGAGGCCCGUCUAUGCUAUGGAUAUACUCGGCUUUGGUCGCAGUUCCCGUCCCCUCUUCUCUAAGGAUGCUCUAAUCUGCGAGAAGCAGUUCGUGAAGUCGGUUGAAGAGUGGCGACGCGAAAUGAACAUAAACGACAUGAUCUUGCUGGGACACUCUAUGGGCGGUUUUAUCGCAUCGAGCUAUGCACUCACCUAUCCGGAGCGAGUGAAGCAUCUAAUACUAGCUGACCCCUGGGGCUUUCCUGAGAAACCGUCGGAGACCACAAACUCAAAACAGAUUCCGCUGUGGGUGCGCGCAAUUGCACGUGUGUUGACUCCGCUAAAUCCGUUAUGGGCUCUACGUGCUGCCGGUCCCUUCGGUCAGUGGGUGGUGCAAAAGACAAGACCAGAUAUCAUGCGGAAAUUCGCUAACACCAUUGAGGAGGAUAUCAAUUUAUUGCCCCAAUACAUCCAUCAAUGCAAUGCGCAAAGGCCCAGCGGUGAAUCUGCCUUCCACACAAUGAUGGAAUCCUUUGGCUGGGCCAAGCAUCCUAUGAUACAUCGCAUUAAGGAUGUGCGCGGCGACAUACCCAUCACAUUCAUUUACGGCUCCCGCUCCUGGAUCGACUCGUCAUCGGGAGAGAAAAUAAAAUCACAGCGCGGCAGUAACAUGGUGGACAUAAAAAUCGUAACUGGAGCUGGUCAUCAUGUCUACGCUGAUAAGCCGGACGUAUUUAAUCGCUAUGUGAACGACACCUGUGAUAUGUACAAAGUGGAUAGGCAGAGGCAGUUGUUGGCUCCACUGCAGCUCAUUCGCGACGCGACUGAGUCGGAUGAUGAGCAUGAAAUGCUUGUUGAAGAGCCGCCCUUAAAUGCCGCAGAGUCAGUGGAAAUACAGCCAGAGGCUGCACCGACCUCAAUGCGGGCGGAAGUACCAAACGAAGCACAGGUUACUGCGGCGGGAACAGCUGCUGAUUUGGCGGCCGAUGUCAAGCGAAAAUAAUAAUGAUGAAAACGGUAUUUUCGAUAUAAAUUAUGAAAUCAAAAAGCUAAUUUGUAUUUUUUUAGUGUUUUUGCCUAGUAUUAAAAUGGUUUUCUUAUCUAUUAUG